Striga hermonthica is the source of this 1248-nucleotide messenger RNA. NCBI's taxonomy places the organism in Eukaryota, Viridiplantae, Streptophyta, Magnoliopsida, Lamiales, Orobanchaceae. The record is from the annotation of a GenBank genome assembly.
AUGGCUCUGGUUCUGCAUUCCUCUGAGAACAAAAAUGCAUUCAAGGCACUUAUUGCAGCAGCGUACACUGGUGUAAAAGUUGAAUUGUCGAAGAAUUUUCAGAUGGGCGUGACGAAUAAAACCCCAGAAUUCAUCAAGAAGAAUCCGAUUGGGAAGAUUCCUGUGCUCGAAACACCCGAUGGAUGUAUUUUCGAGAGCAAUGCAAUUGCACGCUAUGUGGCUCGAUCAAAUCCUGAUAGCACCUUAUAUGGGUCUUCGUUGAUUGAUUUCGGUCACAUUGAGCAGUGGAUCGAUUUUUCUGCUACUGAGAUUGAUGCUAACAUAGCAUCCUGGUUGUACCCAAGGCUUGGAUUUCGUCAAUAUAUUGCCCCGGCUGAGGAGGUUUCAAUUGCUAAUCUAAAGAGGGCUUUGGGAGCUUUAAACGCUCACCUUGCUUCAAACACUUACUUGGUUGGGCACAGUGUCACGCUUGCAGACAUUGUUAUGGUCUGCAAUCUUGCUUAUGGAUUUAAGGUGGGCCUGACCAAGAGCUUCACCUCUGAGUUCCCUCAUGUGGAGAGGUAUGUCUGGACAUUGGUCAACCAGCCCAACUUCAAGAAGGUAUGGGGUGAUGUCAAGCAGGCUGAGUUGGUCCCGCCCGUUGCGUCCAAGAAGCCGGCCCAAGCCAAGGAGGCUGCAAAGCCCAAAGCGAAAGAGGAGCCAAAGAAGGAGGCUAAGCCCAAAGAGGUGGCAGCAGAGGAAGAGGAGGCACCUAAGCCGAAGGCUAAGAACCCAUUGGAUCUGUUGCCUCCGAGCAAGAUGAUUCUCGAUGAGUGGAAGAGGCUUUACUCUAACACUAAGACCAAUUUCCGUGAGGUUGCAAUCAAAGGAUUCUGGGACAUGUAUGAUCCUGAAGGAUACUCUCUUUGGUUCUGUGACUACAAAUACAAUGAUGAAAAUACGGUCUCGUUUGUCACCCUAAACAAAGUGAGCGGCUUCCUGCAGAGAAUGGACCUUGCCCGAAAGUACGCUUUCGGAAAGAUGCUCAUCAUUGGCUCUGAGGCUCCUUACAAGGUCAAGGGGCUUUGGCUCUUCCGAGGGACCGAAAUCCCCCAGUUUGUACUGGACGAGUGCUAUGACAUGGAGCUCUAUGAUUGGGCCAAGGUGGACAUCAAUGACGAGGCCCAAAAGGAGCGGGUCAGCCAGAUGAUUGAGGAUGCUGAGCCCUUUGAAGGUGAGGCCUUGUUGGAUGCCAAGUGCUUCAAGUAA